Molecule: messenger RNA, 429 nt
Organism: Suillus fuscotomentosus
Lineage: Eukaryota; Fungi; Basidiomycota; Agaricomycetes; Boletales; Suillaceae
Exons: 4
Coding region: 1-429 (142 amino acids)
Source: RefSeq, a predicted model, not a curated record
AUGGCAGUUUCAAAUGGAUUUCCCGUGAACUCGAGAAAUUCCUCAGUUUCACCAACACGUAUUAAAGCCCAACAAUUCAUUUCUUCCCUUGCCUUGCUUGAUAAAACCUUGGUCACGAAGCCCAUCCGCCUCGACAACCCCAACGACUUCAAAACAAAGGAGGACAAACCGCUGGAUGUGCUCAAGUCGGAUUUUCACAUUCUGCAGCUGAUGAAACGACGAGCACAGUCCGAAGUAGACAUGUUCUCUGAAGCCAUUGCACGCACUGCUGGGAUUGGGUGUACUAAUGAUGGCACAUGCACAUCUUCUGGAAGUGCAACAACUUAUGAAUCACGCCUACCUAGCAACUUUUCUGAUAAUCGGUCUGAUGAUUGGUUUGACGAUUGGUUCGAUGGCUCUAUAUCUUCCAAUGCUUCUGUGCUCACAUGA